This is a messenger RNA of Vespa mandarinia (Asian giant hornet), 1182 nucleotides long. RefSeq lists its product as uncharacterized. The record is from RefSeq and is a predicted model, not a curated record. NCBI's taxonomy places the organism in Eukaryota, Metazoa, Arthropoda, Insecta, Hymenoptera, Vespidae. Gene Ontology annotation, molecular function: catalytic activity.
AUGAGAGUAUUUCAGGGUAACCUGAAUAGAAGCAGGACGGCGCAUCACCUUCUAGCCCAGCUUUGCUCUGAGAAAAAAGCUGAUAUUGUUCUAAUCAGCGAACAGUACCAGGACAGAGCAGGAGUAGGAAGGUUCGCAGACGAAUUGGGCACCGCGACCAUCUGGAUCCCAGAUCCCCGACUAAUACAUGUGUCGGACCAAGGAACCGGAAACGGUUACGUUUGGGUGAGACAUAACUCGACGACAUAUGUCAGUGUAUAUCUCACUCCGAACGACCGGAUAGACGACAUCCAGAUCAAACUGGACGAUCUGGAAGACGCGCUGCGGGAAAUGCAAGGGGAUCUCAUUGUGGCUGGAGACCUCAAUGCCAAAGCUCUCGAAUGGGGGCCUGGCUACAGGGAGACGAUCCCGGAUGUCUCUCUAGCCAACGAACACCUUGUGGCAAAAGUCGCAGGUUGGCAGGUGAUCGAGGAUUAUACCGGGAGCGAUCAUCAGUACAUCCUAUUCGCUGUACAAAAUAGGAGGCCAGCCGUGCCAAGUGUAAAGCGACCCCCCCGGUGGAACAUUGCAAGAAUGGAUCGAGAGAGGCUGUCUUCCGUCAUAGAGGAAGGAUGGAGAUCCCAACAAAGUACUUCCGCGAGUCUAUCGCAAACCGCACAAGCGAAGUUGAUUGGCGCAGCAACCAUGCAGCUCAUCCAAAAGGCUUGCGCGAUAGCGGUGCAAAAGAAUGGCACGAAACGGCAGAGAUGCCCUGUAUACUGCACAACGAGCGAAGAGACGCGACCACGACGCUGCUCCUUUGGCCGCAGACUAUCAAGCGGCCAAGAAAGCGCUGAAGAGGACCAUCAAGGCCAGUCAACGACGGUGCUGGAAGGAGCUGUGCCUGGAUGUCGACCAGAAUCCGUGGGGAUUAGGCCGAAGAGAGAGAUCAGCUUGGAUGCGCCCGGAAUAAGCGAGGUACCGCAAUUCACGGAAGAAGAGCAACUCAGGGCCGCAUCUUCUACGCGGAACAAGAAAGUUCCAGGUCCAGACGGACUUCCAGCAGAAAUAAUUAAAGUUGUCGCGCAAAGUCAUCCUGAGCUAUUGCUGAACAUGUAUAACACGUGCCUCAGAGGGGGCAUCUUCCCCGCUCCAUGGAAGAAAGCGAAGCUUGUGCUUAUUAGCAAGGGCAAGGGUACAUAA